AUGUCCUCGGAGUGGCAAGAGGUUGACGCCGCCGCCAAGAUGAGCGCGGUGAGGGAUUGGCUGGACAGCAAGGGCCUGGGCGAGUACGCGGCCCAGAUUCUGGAGUUCACCGAGGUGUCGUGCCUGGAGGACUUCCGGCUGAUCAACCUCGGGAUGGCGGAGGAGGUGGUGCAGGCGUUGCAGCUGGAGCUGGUCACCGCCCAGAAGUUCCGCCAGGCCUUGGCGGAGAUGAACGGCGACUUGGGCGAGGCGGACUCCUGGGCAGUGCUGUCCAGCUGCGAAGACCCGGAGGCGCCCGCAGCGCCGGUGCCACCGCCCGCGCCGCCAGCGCCGCCUGCGCCGAGGGUGCAGGAGGUCAUCGCCAUUUGCAUCGACCGCUCAGGGUCCAUGGGCUCGCCCUUUGCGGAGGUGACGCUUAACGUGGUGAAGGGCGAGACGCGGGACAGCGUGGCGCAGCGCACGCGCAUGGAGGCGGUCAAGGCCAUGUUCUACGCGUUCCGGGACCGGGUGGAGUCCUUGGGGGAGGGGAAGUACCACCUGGGGCUUCUGCAAUUCGACAACCAGGUGGAGAAGCUGCUGGAUACCACGCCGGCCCUGGACCGCUUCGAGAGCAUCGUGGACGACAUGACGAAGCGGGGGCAGACGGCCAUCUACUCCUCCGUCUUGGCGGCGGCCAAGAUGCUGGAGCCCUAUUUCGAAGGUGGCGGCCCCGGCAGUCCGGAUCUGCGUGUGUUGGUACUCACUGACGGGCAGAACAACGCGGGUGCGGCGCCGCAGGAGGCGCUGAAGGCCGUGAAAGACAUCGGCGCGACGGUGGACGCGAUUUUGGUGGGGGACAACCCGGAUGCGGACCUGCGCCGCAUCGUGAGCGCCACGGAGGGGGAGUGCUACCAGAUCCGCCAUUUGGGGGAGGGCUUCGAGCUCCUGGAGUCUGAGGCGGUGGUGUCCUUGGCAGCGCGCCGCGGCGGCGAGGAGAAGCCGCCCUUCGUGCGGAGGGGGGAGGAGCACUUCCAGUCCAUCAAGGAGCGCGACAUUACCCAGGGCAGCCACGUGCCGAGGGUGCAGGACGCGAAGCAGGAGCACUUGGCCAAGGCCAAGGUGGUCUCCAUGGCGGAAGUAGACCAGUGCAGCAAGGGCAACCUGGGCUCGGGCGCCAUCAAGCGGGUGCUGCAGGAGCUGAAGAAGUGCACCGAGGUGGCCGCGGGCAUUCACAUCUUUCCCUCUGAGGACAUCAGCUUCUGGCGCGCACUCAUGGAAGGUCCUGCCGGUACCCCCUUCGAAGGCGGCGUUUUUGCCCUGGACGUGUUCAUCCCCAGCGACUACCCCUUCCGGGCCCCCAACAUCUCCUUCAAGACCCCCAUCUACCAUUGCAACGUGAGCGCGAACGGCAAGCUGUGCCUGGACAUUUUGCGGGAGUCGUGGCACCCCUCCCUCACGGUUGCCAAGUGCCUCGAGAAGAUCCGUGAGAUGGUCGCGCAGCCCAACACAGACGACGCCCUGAGGCAGUGGAUCGCGGAGCUGACCCUGGUCCACCAGAGGACCAACGGUGCAGACACGCGCUACUUCGACAACGCACGCGAAAGCACCAGGAAAGACGCCAGCCUCAGUGUAGAAGGUUGGAAGGCCCAGUGGGCGUCCCAGUGA
This is a messenger RNA of Effrenium voratum, 1644 nucleotides long. NCBI's taxonomy places the organism in Eukaryota, Dinophyceae, Suessiales, Symbiodiniaceae. The record is from the annotation of a GenBank genome assembly.